Messenger RNA from Culex quinquefasciatus (southern house mosquito), 4673 nucleotides. It is a transcript of the gene dsd, whose product is annotated as attractin-like protein 1. The transcript is spliced from 6 exons. Gene Ontology annotation, molecular function: protein binding. The coding region runs from base 504 to 4412 and encodes 1302 amino acids. Lineage: Eukaryota; Metazoa; Arthropoda; Insecta; Diptera; Culicidae. Gene Ontology annotation, cellular component: Golgi apparatus. The record is from RefSeq and is a predicted model, not a curated record.
UCAUUACGGACCUGCGUUCGCGAACGAAACUCGUCACAAAAGAGAGACUCCGCGAAGGAAAAGUGUCACCCUCCUCCACACACGUCAGUCAGGAAAAAAGCAGUAAAAAUCCAGAAUUGAAAAUUCAGAUUAAAAGUUCCUUCGACGGGUGUCCGCGCGAGUGUGGCCAUUUCGGGGUUGUAAGCGCGUUCCGAGCCAGGUUCUUGCUGGGUGUAGGGGGGAACCAGCAAUGGCCACCACGGCUGGAAGUUGAGAAAGACUCAGAAGAAAAAAAAAACUUGCCAGGGAAAAGUGAAAGAGGAGUGCAGAGAGAAAGAAAAUAAAACAAGGAAAAAUGGUUCGCACGGAAAGUGCGCUGGCGAAAUUGGUCCGCUGAGGGGCGAGCCCGUGUGGAGCAGGUUCCCGAAAGUAAAUAUAGUUCCGUCUGGAGGGAUCCGCAGGUGUGUGUAUUAUUGUGAGUGUUGUUUUUGUUGUUGCUGCUGGGGUGGCCGCAACCAGCUAUCAUGGAACAGCUGCCCUGGCGGAAGAGCAGGACAAGGAUGAGGAGGAGCAGUACGGGCGGGUUGAACGGUUUGCUGCGGCUUGCGCUGGCCGCCCUGGUGCUGGUGGUGGCCCUCACGGUGGAGGCGGCCGGCAGCAGCAGCCUGACCAUGACCGGCGGUGUUCACUCGGGCGGGGGCAAGUGCUCGGAGAUCCGGUGCAUGAACGGGGGCAGCUGCCGCAACGGGACCUGUCUCUGUCCGGACGGCUGGCAGGGCUCGGAGUGUCAGUUUUGCGGAGGAAAAGUUAGACUAACGGACCCGUCCGGCAGCAUCCACGACGGGCUCGGCAACUACUCGAUCGGCGUCAAGUGCAGCUGGCUGAUUGACGCCCGGGAUCACAACAGCAUCGCCGCCGCUCAGACGACCGCGAUCGCCAAACCGUCGGUGAUCCGGCUGCACCUGGAGGAGUUUGCGACGGAGUGCGGCUGGGACCACCUGUACGUGUACGACGGGGACAGCGUCGAGUCGCCGCUGCUGGCCGUGUUCAGCGGGUUGAUGUACCGGAAGAAUUUCAGCAUCCGGCGGAUUCCGGAGGUGUUUGCGCACAGCGGGUCGGCACUGUUGCACUUCUUCAGCGAUGACGCGUACAACAUGUCCGGGUUCAACAUCAGCUACCAGGUGAACGCGUGUCCCACGGUGGACACGGCUUUGAACUGUUCCGGGCACGGGGUUUGUGCGGUUGGGGGUGAUUGCAGCUGUGAUCCGGGUUGGACGGGGUUGGCGUGCAACGUGGCACGAUGUCCGAACAACUGUUCGUCGCAUUUGGGCCGGGGGACGUGUAACGUGCUGCAGCAGCGGUGCGACUGUGCCAAGGGAUUCGAUGGGAACGAUUGUUCGCAGGUGCGUGCGCACGGCGUUUGGACGACCAUCGAUUCGGAGGGCAAGCAGGGAUUUGUGCCGCCGGGGAGUGCCUCGCACGGGUCGGCCGUGUUCCGGGACACGUUUUAUGUGGUUGCGGGCGAGAGUUACGCGAAGGCAAAGUCGAUGAUGUACAUGUACGACUUUAAUGGGAAGGUGUGGGAGACGGCCCAUACGGAUUCGAAGACGACGCCGGCGCUGCGGUACGGGGCGUCGACGGUCAUGUACGGGGACAAGAUCUUCAUGUACGGCGGGGUGGUUGAGGGAAGCAAGGGUGGUGUUUGUGGCGAGUUGUGGGCGUUUGACGUGAGUGCCAAGAUCUGGGAGAAUAUUACGGUGAAGGCGGAGCCGUGUAACGAGACGUACGCGAUGUGUGGUCCGUUGAAGUCGGCAGGACACACGGCGACGUUGAUAUCGAACUUUGAGGGCGGCAAGAAGGGACAUUCCCAGCGGAUGGUGGUCAUUUUUGGUCAUUCGCCGCAGUUUGGGUACCUGAACACGGUGCAGGAGUACAACUUUGGGACGCGCGAGUGGAAGAUUGUGCGGACGAAGGGUUUCCCGGUGAAGGGCGGUUACGGCCACUCGGCGGCGUACGAUCCGCUGAAGGAACGAAUCUACGUGUACGGCGGGAUAAUAUCUGAGAGCGACAGUACUCAGGUGUUGAGUGGCAAGUUGUACAGCUAUGAACCACACGGUCGGGUGUGGGUGCUGGAGGCGGCGGCGCCGACUUCCCGGUUCCUGCACACGGCCAACUUUAUCAGCCCGGGCUUGAUGAUGGUGUUUGGGGGAAACACCCACAACGACACUUCGCACAGCUUCGGGGCCAAGUGCUACAGCCGGGAUCUGAUGGUGUACGACAUUCUGUGCGAUUCGUGGCACGUGCAGCAGAUGCCCAACGAUCUGCGGGCGGAUUUGGCCCGGUUUGGCCACUCGGCGAUUGUGUUCGAGGAGUCGCUGUACAUCUACGGUGGGUUCGACGGGCAGAUGAUCAACGACAUGCUCAAGUUUACGCCGGGCAAUUGUCGGGCGUUUAACCGAUCCGAUCAGUGCCUGAACGCCCGACCUGGGGUCAAGUGCAUCUGGGACAUCCAGAAGAGCAAGUGCGUUCCGAUUCUGGACGUGGACAAGUCGGUGCUGUUUAGCCGGGACGAGACCAACUACGAAAUUUGUCCGCAGGAGAGCCGGCUGGUCAUGACGAGGCAGGCCCUGAUGGAUUACGAACUGUGCAGCUUUCUGUCCAGCUGCCAGAGUUGCGUGUCCACCUCGUACGGGUGUAUGUUCUGUGGGAUUGGCAACCAGAAGGGAUACUGCGCGAAGGAAAAGUGUCCGGACGUGUCGUACACGUAUCGUGCGGAUUUCUACCCGACGCGGAAGCUUAAGGAUUGUCCGGAGAUUGACGGACUGUUUUGUUCGCAGCUGCACAGUUGUCACGCGUGCACGGCGUACAAGUUCUGCCACUGGGACUACGAGCACAGCAAUUGCGAGUUCCGGACGAACAACACCGGAAGUGGGGACAUCCUGGUGGAUACGCUGCCCUGUCCGCCGGCCUGCUCAGUGUUGACGACCUGCGGCAAUUGUACCCAGGAGGAGUGCAUCUGGUGCCAGAACGAGCAACGCUGCGUUGACAAGAACGCGUACACGGCGAGCUUCCCGUACGGGCAGUGCCGCGAGUGGACAACCGGUUCGAACAAGUGCCGGGCGGCCAGUUCGGGCAAGAGUCAGUGUGGAUUUUUCAAGACCUGCGCUCAGUGUCGCGAUGAUCCUGCCUGUGGGUGGUGUGACGAUGGAUCGAUGACCGGACUGGGGAAAUGUCUACCCGGUGGAGACAGCGGUGCUCACGAAGAAAUGGAAUGCCCGGCGACGAGGUGGCACUUUACGCACUGUCCGAGCUGUCAGUGCAACGGCCACAGUACUUGUCCGGACUCGAAGAUCUGCAAGCAGCCGUGCAAAGACCCGAUGAUCGGAGCCAACUGCGAAAAGUGCAAACCCGGCUAUUGGGGCAAUCCGGUCAACGGAGGAACCUGCCAGAAGUGUGACUGCAACGGACAGGCCCAGUACUGCCACAGCGAGACGGGCAAGUGCUUCUGCAGCACGAAGGGCCUCGCCGGAGAUCACUGCGAAAAAUGCGACGCCACGAACCACUACCACGGCGAUCCGAGCCGAGGUUCGUGCUACUACGACCUCACCAUCGACUACCAGUUCACGUUUAACCUGUCCAAGAAGGAAGACCGCCACUUUACCCAGAUCAACUUCCGCAACUCGCCGAUCAAGGCAGACAUCGAUGCCGACUUUAGCAUAACCUGCUCGGUCGCCGCCAAGAUGAACAUCACAAUUCGGACGGCGGGCGGCCCGGAAAAGCCACUCUUCUCCGCGGUCAACUGCUCGACCUUCCGGUAUCGCUUCUCGAAAGCGGAGCACCACUUUGGCAUCGAAGACAACGUCACGUUGACGACGUUCUACGUGUACGUGUACGACUUCCAGCCGCCGCUCUGGAUUCAGAUCGCGUUCUCGCAGUACCCGAAGCUCAACCUGCAGCAGUUCUUCAUCACGUUCUCCACGUGCUUCCUGCUGCUGCUGCUGAUGGCGGCCAUCCUGUGGAAGAUCAAGCAGCGCUACGACAUGUUCCGUCGCCGGCAGCGGCUCUUCGUCGAGAUGGAACAGAUGGCGUCGCGGCCGUUCUCGCAGGUCCUGGUCGAGGUCGAAAGCAGCAAGGAGUACAACGAGCUGUCGCCGGCCGUGGAGAAUAUCACGAGCGCACCGCGCAAGCGAAAAAAGGAUUCGCCCAGUCCGAUCGCGCUGGAGCCGUGCGAGGGCAACCGUGCCGCGGUGUUAUCGCUUCUAGUCCGGCUGCCAACCGGUGGCCACCUACACGCUCCUCCCGGCCAGUCGGCCGGUCUGGCCGUGGCCAGCGCCCUGGUGACGCUCGGCAACCCGCGGCGACCGUCGAUAGAGCACCCGAAGGAGCCCAAGAGCAAGCGGAAGCAGAGCCAGCAUCCCGACAGUUGUAUAUAAGAGGCGGAAGGGAGAGUCGGCCGCGUGGACUCGUCGAGACGAUGAGGACGCGUGCGCGACAACGGUGAUGAUAUAAGAUAAGGCUAUAUUACCGAUACUACAAUUUACGAUUAGGUUUUUGGGGGCGUGCGCAUGCAGCAGGUUUAACGUGAACCGCCACCACCAGCCUCUGGAGAAAGUUUUCCCGUUUUUUCUUCUCUUCAUUGUGUUUGUUAUUUUUACGAACAUGGCUACAAUGACUAAAGUUUUACAACAAACCAA